Messenger RNA from Leguminivora glycinivorella, 2200 nucleotides. RefSeq names its product NADH-ubiquinone oxidoreductase 75 kDa subunit, mitochondrial-like. Gene Ontology annotation, molecular function: iron-sulfur cluster binding; NADH dehydrogenase (ubiquinone) activity. Gene Ontology annotation, biological process: ATP synthesis coupled electron transport. The transcript has a single exon. The record is from RefSeq and is a predicted model, not a curated record. Gene Ontology annotation, cellular component: membrane. The coding region runs from base 13 to 2145 and encodes 710 amino acids. Lineage: Eukaryota; Metazoa; Arthropoda; Insecta; Lepidoptera; Tortricidae.
ACGCUUUGAACUAUGUUCAAAACAUGUAGGAAUUUGUUAAAACGUCAUGCAAUUACUCUACAAAAGAGAAAACAGCAAACAGGAAGUACGUCUAUAUUUAUAAAUGGGAGACCGGUGCAAGUUCCGAGCUACUACAGCAUCCUGCAGGCGUGCCGCAGCCAGGGCAUCGCCAUGCCCAGCUUCUGUUACCACGAGCGGCUCUCCGUCGCCGGCAACUGUCGCAUGUGCCUCGUCACCGUCGAGGGCAUGUGGAAACCGCAGAUCGCCUGCGCCGUCCAGGUCAGCAAGAACAUGAAGAUACGAACCAACAAUGCCAUCACACUUAAAGCUCAAGAAAGUGUGCUAGAAUUCAUACUGGCCGACCAUCCUCUCGACUGCCCGAUUUGCGACCAAGGAGGCGAAUGCGAUCUCCAGGAUCUAUCCAUGAAAUUCGGAAACGAUCGCACGAGGUACACCGAAAUACAUUUCACUGGAAAAAGAGCCGUCGAGAGCAAAGAUUUAGGGCCUCUAAUCAAUACUGAAAUGAACCGCUGCAUACACUGCACUCGGUGCAUACGCUUCGCGUCUCAAGUUUGUGGGAUGGAUGUGUUAGGCUCGACUGGUCGCGGGCACCACAUGCUCGUUGGAACCUAUGUUGACAAAAUGUUCCUUUCUGAACUUUCCGGUAACAUCAUCGACCUGUGCCCCGUCGGAGCGCUGACAUCUAUACCUUAUAGGUUCAAAGCUAGACCAUGGGAAUUGAAAACGACCAAUUCGAUCGAUGUGACGGAUGCUACAGGGACAAAUAUUGUACUUAACAGCAGAUACAAUAGAGUAAUAAGAGCGUUGCCCCGCGAGCACGAAGAGAUCAACCAGGAAUGGCUGUCGGACAAGGGUCGAUGGGCCAUAGACUCGACGGAGAUGCAGCGAUUAGUAUCUCCGAUGGUUAAAUGCGGUAGCUGUCUAAAACCCAUAGAAUGGGACGUAGCGUUGAGUGAAGUCGCUAAAAUUAUUUGUCGUUCUGAUCCCAAAAAACUAGUAGCCGUAGCCGGUCCCCACUGCAAUGUGGAAACCUUGGUAGCCGCAAAAGACUUAAUCAAUAUGCUUGACUGCGAUAAUACGUUCAUAGAGCGCAGCAUGUGUUGCACCGGAUCGGACACAGAUAUAAGAGCCGCUUAUGGGUUAAAUAUUAAUAUGAAAGAUGUUGUGACCGCAGACAAAAUACUAUUAGUCGGUACAAAUCCCCGAUUUGAAGCUCCCAUAUUAAACGCAUGGAUACGUCAGGCUUACAGGACCAAUGAAUGCGAUAUCUAUGUAGUCGGACCACGAUGUGACUACAACUACCAUGUCACAUACAUUGCAAACGAUAUCACGCUGGAUCGAUAUACGGAUUGUUUGAAAGGUGCUAAGAAACCCCUGAUAUUUGUUGGUGUUUCCCAGCUCGGUUUGCCCUUGAGCUACCAACUUAUGUUCGGAGUUUACCAGUACGCUAAGAAAUAUAUGACUAAUAAGGAUUGGCCAGUCGUACACGUAAUAACUAGAGAAGCUAGUUUCGCUGGAGCGUUAGAGGCCGGUUGGAAACCGAACGCGUUGCAGGCGCUGUGUACGAUCAAUCCGAAUACAGUUAUUUCUCUCGGAGCUGACGAGGUGUUCUACAACUGGAAUCCGCCGGGUGCUUGUAGUAUCAUCUACGUCGGUUUCCAAGGCGACCGCUGCGCCCAGCGCGCGUCGGUGGUGCUCCCGGGCUGCGCGUACACGGAAAUGGGAGGCACGUACUUGAAUAUGGAGUGCAGGUCGCAGUACGCGUACCCGGCGGUGUCUCCUCCCGGGAAGGCCCGAGUCGAUUGGAAGAUCUUUAGGGCUAUUGCGGAAGUGUGUGGUUUCUGUAUGUCCUACAGCGACAUACAGGGUUUGCACGUGAGGAUGGGACAGGUGAGCCCGCUCUUCAACUGCUUGGGUAACUUCCAGCCGAAGCUGUUCGUCGACUGCGUCAUGUCAUUGUGCAAAAAGGUCGCACAAUUAAAAGGGAGUGAACAACUGGACGUGUGCAUGAAGACUCUGCCAGAUUACUACUGUUCCGAGAUUUUCUCGAGUAAUUCGUGCACCAUGAUAGAAGCGAAGAAGGCCGCUACCAAGUUCCAGUCACUGCCCUACAAUAAAAUCUGAUAAAGUUACGAUUUGACCAAUGGAACACGUAUUAAAAUAAAUAACUUGAGUUAUC